Molecule: messenger RNA, 5916 nt
Organism: Xyrichtys novacula (pearly razorfish)
Lineage: Eukaryota; Metazoa; Chordata; Actinopteri; Labriformes; Labridae
Source: the annotation of a GenBank genome assembly
UAUGGUCAACUUACCCCGUGUAUGGGGUAAUCCUUUUUAUUAUUAUCGUAUAUACCUGCUAAAAAGCUGUUUUGUAAAGUCAUUUUAACAUGAGAAUGCCUUAAAGUGAUUCAGAACAUUCACAGCUCCAUGAAUUGAUGCUCAUCUCCUGAAUAUUUGGUCACAUGAUCAAUUUCUUUUACCAUUUCCAAACAACAGGGGGUGGCUCAACUUACCCCACUCUCUCUUAUAGGUACUCGCUUUAUAAUUUUAAAGGGAGUCCUCACUGCAUCCUUUCUCUGGAUAGAUUUACAUGAUAGCUAAUAAAUUUAAUCAGAUAUUUUGCAGGUGAAAAUGUGUAAUUAUUUAUUUCCAUUUUUGCCAUAGUGACUUCUGCGCAUCAGCCAUGUGCAGACCACUGAGGUCCUUUGCCAUGCUGGAGUUUAUUAUGACUGCCAUCUGCUGGACUGGAACUAAACGACAUGGCGUGCAAUGAAUUGGGGGGAAAACAGAUAAUGGAAAUUAAUAUUUGACAUAGAAUAACAACAUUUGCAUCGUUAAGACAUCUCAAAAUUAUAUUCGCAAAAGCAGACUAUAUUACAUUUUACAAAUAAGUAGACAAUUAUGCCCAAAGUGUGUAUUCUAAGUGUGUAUAUUUUUGACUCCCUAUUGGUCAGUUUUCAAAUUUACCUGAAUUUAUUUAUCAUGAACACAAUGAAGUAUACAAAUUGAAACUAAAAUUGCCAACGCUUCUUGCGCAUUACUUAUUUUUGACCCUCCUGAGCCACCACAGGCAGCACAACACACGUGACCCCAGUCAUUUGACAAGGCAAAACACGGCAGUAGAUCAGAAAGACAGGCGACAGACAUGGACCAUCAUCGAGUGGACAGAGUGGGCCUGUUGUCCCCUCUGGAGGAGUCGAGCGCAGAGAUCAGCAGAGACAGCGGCAUCGUGUCCCAGAGUGCGAGCAGUCUGUCCAUGGUGAGUGAGAUCCUCAGCAGCGGGACGGUGUCGCAGAGUCCGAGCUUUGGCGCAGCAGCAGCAGCUCAUGUUCUCCCUCUGAGCCCGAGCCUCGACGAAGCAGCAGAUCCAGGGACAUCCGAGCAGCAGUUCCCGGAGCAGGACGAUGAAAUCCUCCGACACACCGCCCUCAGCUACUCCGCCUACAUCAGGGCGACAGCUGGAGAAGAGGUUAGUACACAAAGCGGAUCUCUCAGACUCCUAGUAUCGCACAUCGGAGUUACUUAUUAACCUCCCUUUGUCUCUGAACACACAACUGUAUCACUGCAGCAGAUUUAGCUUAUUAAUAUUUCAAAUUAACGAUCAGUGCAGUCAUGACUGACCAUUGACUGGAGUGGAGUGGUUGCUAAGCGACGCUGAAGUCGUGGCAUGAUUGGUUUGUCCCCACUUGGUCGAGAUCUUUGUCCCCACUGGGUCCAUUUAUUACUUAGGGAGGGUCCCUUGUCAAGUCCAGUCUAUUUUUAUCAGUCAGUUUACCACCUGUCUGAAAUGUCACUAAGAAAAUAAAGACGACUAGAUAUUCAUCAUACACUGUCAAAAGGAGUAGGGGAGAGUGGAGUAAAAUGAGCGAACCCAAAUUGCUUGGAAAUGGUAAAAGAAAUUGAUCAUGUGACUAGAUAUUUAGGAGAUGGGCAUCAAUUCAUGGAGUCUGUGAAGGUUAGAAGCACAUCAGUAAAGGGGUUAGACAUUUAUCUCCAAAAAAAACAUUGUAUUACUCUUGAAAGUGAUUUUAGUCUGUCAUAAGUUUAAUCAGAAUUGUGUUCAGACCAAAUAAGAUCAUUUUAAAAAAUUUUUAUUCAUCAAUUGUGGUAUCUAUGAGCUACAACAUGAGGUCAAAAACCUAGGAUUAAAGUCCACCAUUUUAUCUUAGAGGACUAAUAGUUCCUCGCCAGUCUGCUGGGGAGGAAUUAUCAAACACAAAGAUGCAGGAUGUCUGAACAAACUAGUGAAAAAAGGCUGGUUUUCUGUGGUUGGACUAAAGAGGAUGAGGAAGAGGAUGAUGUGGUGGAGUCUAUUCUAAAGAACAUGGAUCACCCACUUCACAACACCUUGAUGGACCAAAGGGCCAGUGGUGGUGGACGGCUCCUCUCUCUUCGCUGCAGGACAGAAAGAUUCAGAAGAUCUUUUGUACCAACAGCCAUCAGACUUUACAACUCUUCUGUAAAUAGUGGAUAACUUUUAGAUUGACAUGACAAAUGAGAUGACAGACAAUUGAAUUUCCCUUCAGGGAUCAAUAAAGUUACUCUUAUCCUUAUUCUUAAUAAAGUCAUAAUAGUAGUUCUGGGGUAAGUCAGUGGCUCAACUGAGAAAGUAAAGGAGUCUGAUGAGAGGAUCGGAGUUUCAGUUCAGAUUGUUGAAAUGUUUUACUUUUUCUUUUCAUGUUCUGAAUCACUUAAAGACAUUCUCAUGUUAAAAUGGCUUUUUACAAAACAGCUUUUUUGCAGUUAUAUGCAAAUAUAAUAAUACAAAGAAUUAUUGUACCAGUUGAAUUCUGUAUAAUAGAUAAAAGUACACAUGAAUGUGAAGAAGUGACUGUUAUUAAGGGAGAGAGAAGGUGAGGGAGGGCUGGGGUGGAGAGUGGAGGGGUAGUAGGAAUGCAGCUCAACUUACCCCGCUCCUGUGGUCAACUUACCCCAUACACGGGGUAAGUUGACCACAGGAGACCUUUUUUUUUGGCAUGCUAUAUUAUCACGACAGUUAUGUUUACACUCAUUCUGUUGGUUUGCAGGGAUGCACAACAUCCUGAAAUAUAUGCAGAUACACUUGUUAGAGACAAAACUAUGAUUGCCUUCUUGUAGUGAUCCGAAAUAUUAAAAAUGGCUCAUCUUACCCCACUCUCCCCUAUUAUGUUUUGUCUUUGCCAGCUCAUUCCAACUCACAAGCUCAGAAAUUUCAUGCACAAGUCUGUCAGGUCUAGAGUGAUCGUAUUUCUGAAGCCACAUCUUCAGCUUACAGAGGUGCUUUUAUGUAUUUGUAGAAACACCAUGUUCCUUCAGUUAACUUUCGACCAGUGAUGGUAAACUGGACAGACCCCUGAGUUGUCAUUAAGUGGAAAUGUGUGAUACCAGGAUAUUUUUGAAAAGGCUUAGCUAGCUUAUUGGCUUAACAGGCAAACAAAGGCCCCUGUGUUUGGACCCUGUGGUUCUCUCUGACACAAUUUCAUGUCGAGCAGUUUAUCGAAUUACGCCUUUGAUUGGUGUGUGACUGAAUUGAAGUGACUGAGAAAAAGUCACACAAGUCCCAGGCCUGCUGUGUUGCCAUGUGACGCAGCUUUGGUUUCUGCACAGUUAAUAUGUGUUUGUGAUGCUUAUUUACAGCCCUCUCCUGUAAUAAUGUCAUCUCUAGAUCCUGUGCUUGGAGAAGAGCUUGGAAGAAAUGCUGACGCGAGUAGAUGAGUUUGUUGGAAUGCUGGACAUGGUACGCUUAGUUACUCCAUGACUCACAGAUGAUGAAUUCACUAUUUCAAUUGUUUACUAAACUAAAAUUGUUUGUAUAUGUCACAUGUUUGCCUUUCUUUUCUUCCCUUUAGAUUCGUAAUGAUACGUCCCAGAUAGUGAAUGAAAACCUACCUCAAAUCCAACAGAAGUCAGAUGAAAUGAGACAAAUAUACAGAAGAAUUGAUAAGUUAGAGGUAAGUGAUACUUUAUUUAGGCUACUGCUGCUUGUACUGAAUAUUUUGAUGUUUUUGUAUUGCACACUUGAUCAGGUACUGGGAACUUCACAGCUACAUUGACAAUGUUGUUAGGGAUUAUUGUGACAUAAUAUGAAAUCAAUACUGUAACACAAUGUCAACAACAUUAAUAUGUAGUUUUAAUAUUGAUUGACUGUCAUUGUAUAUUCGUGUAAUACAAGAGAACUGAAGGAUAUUUAGAAAGUGGUUUGACUGUUUCCUCUUCCUCUUACAGAACUGUUUAGUAUCAUGUCACUCUUACUGUGUGACUAAGGGGGAAGUCUUUAUUGUUGUAAACUAAGGAAGCUUUUAGGGGCGUGUCAUUUUAAAGAGCUGUGUCCAUCACAAAAAGCAGUUAAGUAAUACCCUAUUCAUUGUUUAUUCUGCUUUUAUUAUUUCAGUGUGACUUAAACCCUUGUGAAACGUUUUUUUGGUAUGUUAAAAAUAUUGUUAAUGUUUUUUCAUGCAGUUUUAUUUAGCCCAGAAUCCCUCAUUGGCCUCUAUCUUGAAGAUUAUUUUCAGCUUUUGUACCCCCUUUCUAAAAAAGAUGCUUUGCCUGCAUCAACAAGCAAAUGCCUUAUGGGUGUCACAUACAGCAUAUCUGUGUGAUGUUGAAUUGUCUUAGAAGAAGGUGAAUGAAAAAUUAUCUUUUAACAGCUUUUGUUAUAUGUUCCUUUAUCUAAAGGCCUUUGUAAAGAUGGUGGGAGCCAAUGUUAACGCGAUGGAAGAGCAGGUCACACAGGCAGAGGGAGAACUGGGGACACUGCCGGGUGCUUUCAAGAAGAUCCUUCGCACAAUGACCGUACCAAGCUUCCUAAAUGUGAGAACGACUUUAUGUUUUUUUAUUUUUUGGUGUUUUUAUUUUCUGUGUGCUUACCCAUCACUUUCAAUUUGAGAUUUUUUGUUGUGUUAACAAAACGAUGAAAACAUUUCAACAGGACCAACAUUUCAACUCUGCUCAGUGCUUCACAUGCAUACAAUUUUACUAUUUGUGUUGUAUAUGAUGUAAAUACUUUUACUUAUUUUAUCUAUUUAUCUCUAUAUUUUUACUUAUUACUUACCUAUUAUUUAUCUCCUCUUUUACUGUAAUUGCACUGGAGUACUGUGACAAAAGCAAUUUCCCCUGAGGGUAUUAUUAAAGUAUUUCUGAUUCUGAUUCUGAUAACUUAAAAAAUCUACAACUUUUAUUUCUACUGCAGGCUGUCCUGUUGGGCAAUUAUGACUAAUAUUUUUGUUUACUCACAGAAACCCUCCAGCCCAAGGAGACCAGCACCACAUCAGCGCCAAGAGAUACCCAGUGUGUUCCGAACAGACGAUUAUUUCCCAUCACAACCAGAGCAGUGACACAGAAGAGCAUUUAACAUGUAACUUGGUUCUAACCUCAGAGGCUGAAACUGUACAAGGAACUUUUACUGCCAUCUACUACAAGAGGAACCAUGGGUGCACAGGCCUCAAAUAAGCAAUAGUAGCCUUUGUGAACAAGUGACCGAAAGUCAAGUGUGAGAAGACAUCUGCUUUUCGAGUGUUAUUUAGACGGCAGCAAAAAGCAAGCACUGAACCGUAGCAACAUGAUUUUAAAAGUGCCUAAAAUGGGUCUUAUUUCUGUCAUUCUUGUCUCACAGUUUGUGGCAAAAACAAUGCCAGAUGUUGGAUUUUAAGAGAAGUCGGGAUGACAGAGUCACUGGACAAUGUAAAAAAAGGUACAAUAGGAAGAGCCCUCAGAUCUUCACAAGAAUUUACCCAGCUUUUUUAUGAAUAACAUUCCUGUUAUUGGUGUUUGUAAAGACCUGCACGCUGUAUUAAAUUAAUAUGUAUUUGUAAUGUCUCAUUACUCCCCCCCAAACAAAAUGAAUCUGAUGCUGACAAGCAUUUAAUGUCUUCCAUUUCAAAAUGUUUUGUUUACUGAAAUCCUUUUGAUAAAGGUCAUGGAUAACAGCUGCCUUUGAUCACAGGGGGUUACAUCUUUGUUUGCACCUUUUUAUAGAAAGCACACUAAAGUUGAGCUAUCUUGGUUGGAGAAUGUGAUGAAGUUUGGGCAAAUGAAAGCUAUCGUUGAGUUUUGAAACCAUGAAGGUAAAAUUAUCUUAGAAAUGUGACCAGUCAAAGAAAUAUACAUCGGCAGUGGUCAGGCACAGCUAUUGUUCAUUAUUUGAUAAUUUGCCAAAUUAGUUUUUAAAGAUUUUUUUAUUUACUGGUUAUUUUCUGUCAACAUUUUUAAAUAAUCAUUAAAGAAUUAUUGAGACAA